This is a messenger RNA of Lemur catta (Ring-tailed lemur), 4679 nucleotides long. It is a transcript of the gene EPN2, whose product is annotated as epsin 2. Bases 376 to 2307 code for a protein of 643 amino acids. Gene Ontology annotation, biological process: endocytosis. Lineage: Eukaryota; Metazoa; Chordata; Mammalia; Primates; Lemuridae. The transcript is spliced from 11 exons. Gene Ontology annotation, cellular component: plasma membrane; clathrin vesicle coat; endosome. The record is from RefSeq and is a predicted model, not a curated record. Gene Ontology annotation, molecular function: clathrin binding; phospholipid binding.
CCGAGCCAGAAGCGGCGGCGGCGGCGGCUCCGCGGUCUCCGGUCGCUCCCGCCUCCCCAGCGCUACCCGUGGCCGGGCCCGGAGGAGCGGAGUAUUUAUUUCCAAGCUGGGCACAGUGCUAGGUGCUGGCUGCUCACUGGUGACGAGACAGAUGGAGGUCACCAACCGUGUGGACCAGAGCCCAGUGUCGGAGACGUGGACCUCACUCUAGCCUGGUCAUGGCUUCCAGCUUCUCGGAUCUCGGGCUCCAGAGGAGGAAAGGACCGUUCAGGGAUCUUGCUCUAGAUUGAUUACAGAAACUGAACCAUCAGAGGGUGCAGACUUAACAAGGUCAGGGAAGUUCUGAAGGGCUUUAAGUUUGUAACAAAGAAAAAAAUGACGACUUCUUCUAUCAGACGGCAGAUGAAAAACAUUGUGAACAAUUACUCAGAGGCUGAAAUUAAAGUCCGGGAAGCCACUUCCAAUGACCCAUGGGGCCCGUCCAGCUCUCUGAUGACCGAGAUCGCUGACCUGACUUACAAUGUGGUGGCCUUCUCGGAGAUCAUGAGCAUGGUGUGGAAGCGGCUCAAUGACCACGGCAAGAACUGGCGGCACGUGUACAAGGCACUGACGCUGCUGGACUAUCUCAUCAAGACGGGGUCUGAGCGGGUGGCCCAGCAGUGCCGAGAGAAUAUCUUUGCCAUCCAGACCCUGAAGGACUUCCAGUACAUUGACCGUGACGGCAAGGACCAGGGCAUCAACGUGCGUGAGAAGUCAAAGCAACUGGUGGCCCUUCUGAAGGACGAGGAGCGGCUGAAGGCUGAGAGGGCCCAGGCUCUCAAGACCAAAGAGCGCAUGGCCCAGGUUGCCACCGGUAUGGGCAGCAACCAGAUCACCUUCGGGCGUGGCUCCAGCCAGCCCAACCUCUCCACCAGCUACUCGGAGCAGGAGUACGGCAAGGCUGGGGGAUCACCGGCCUCCUACCAUGGCUCACCCGAGGCCUCGCUGUGCCCCCAGCACCGCACAGGGGCCCCGCUGGGUCAGAGUGAGGAGCUGCAGCCACUGAGCCAGCGCCACCCCUUCCUGCCGCACCUGGGGCUGGCCUCCCGCCCAAAUGGUGACUGGUCCCAGCCCUGCCUCACUUGUGACCGCGCAGCCCGAGCCACCUCCCCGAGGGUGUCCUCUGAGCUGGAGCAAGCCCGGCCCCAGACUAGCGGAGAAGAGGAGCUUCAGCUGCAGCUGGCACUUGCCAUGAGCAGAGAAGUGGCCGAGCAGGAAGAACGCCUCAGGCGGGGUGAUGACCUCAGACUGCAGAUGGCCCUGGAGGAAAGCCGAAGGGACACAGUUAAAGUUCCAAAAAAGAAAGAGCACGGCUCCCACCCACAGCAGACUACCCUGUUGGAUUUAAUGGAUGCUCUCCCCGGCUCAGGCCCUGCUGCCCAGAAAGCGGAGCCCUGGGGCCCGUCAGCCUCGGCUAGCCAGACCAACCCCUGGGGCGGGCCAGCGGCUCCCGCUCCUGAGAGCACUUCGGAUCCCUGGCCAUCGUUCGGUGCCAAGCCAGCUGCCUCUGUCGACCCAUGGGGAGUGCCUGCCGGAGCCAGCACACACUCUGUCCCUAAGAGCUCAGACCCUUGGGCCGCUUCACAGCAGCCUGCCCCCAGUGCUGGGAAAACAACUUCUGACACCUGGGGCGCAGUCUCAGCCACCAAGCCUGUAUCUGCCUCUGGGUCCUUUGAGCUCUUCAGUAAUCUGAAUGGUACAAUUAAAGACGACUUUUCUGAAUUUGACAACCUCCGAACUUCAAAAAAAACAGCUGAAUCUGUGGCCUCGCUGCCAUCCCAAAACAAUGGAACCACGAGCCCUGACCCCUUUGAGUCUCAGCCCCUGACCAUUGCCUCGAGCAAGCCCAGCAGUGCCCGGAAAACACCUGAGUCCUUCCUGGGCCCCAACGCGGCCCUCGUGAACCUGGACUCGCUGGUGACCAGGCCCACCCCGCCAGCCCAGUCGCUCAACCCUUUCCUGGCACCAGGUGCAGCCGCUGCCUCGGCCCCUGUCAACCCCUUCCAGGUGAACCAGCCCCAGCCGCUGACGCUGAACCAGCUGCGGGGCAGCCCCGUCCCGGGCACCAGCAUGUCCUUCGGGCCUGGCCCUGGGGUGGAGCCCAUGGCUGUGGCCUCCAUGACCUCCGCGGCCCCACACUCAGCUCUGGGGGCCAGUGGUUCUUCUCUGACGCCACUGGGCCCCGCAACGAUGAACAUGGUGGGCAGCGUGGGCAUCCCCCCAUCAGCAGCUCAGGCCACCGGCACAACCAACCCUUUCCUUCUCUAGUGCCCCGGGCCUGGGAUCCCCCAGAGGGACGUCCAGAGCACCUGUGCCAGAGGACACCGAGCAGGGACUCUCGUUUGUGGGAUGGGGCCUCAGAGUUUGGGGUGGGGGGUGUUAGGGCUGUUCAGUUCCAGCUUCCUGAUAAAAGGGUUGUCGUUACAGCCCCGACCCUCAGAGUGUCGCACGAAGUCCUUGCCUUCCGAGGCAGGCCUCUCACCUGCCCCAGCCUGGCCUGCUCUCGCCACCUCUUCCCAAGCGCUCAGGUCCUGGCAGGGCUCCUUUGAGGCCUCGGACGAGGAGGUGGAGUUGUCAGUGUUGCCCCAGCCUCAGCCCCAGGGUCUCUGGGACGUUGCCUGGUCCAGGACUUGGGACGGUCUCCUGGUCUUUGCCCCCAGCCCUAGGGACAGCCCAGGCAGUCCCAGGUGUGGAUGGGACUAAGCACUGGCUCCAUGAGACACUGACCUUUUGGGGAAGUGGUUGUGCAUAUUUUAUUUUUCUUUGACUCGUGUGUGAGUUCAAAGUAAACACCACCGUGGACAACUCUUGAAUUAAAUCCACUAGAGCGAGCUUUAAAACUAAUCUGAGCAUAACCCUGCCACAUGGCUCUAUGCUUGUAUACGUUUGCACAUAUUUUGUUUAGUACAGUUUCAUAUUUGAGUUUGCAGAAUUAUCUAAUAGUCUUUUUUUGGCUAAUAUUUUUAUAACGUGGUUCUUAUUUAACUGUCUAGUUUUGAUAGAAUUUACCAGGUCUGGCUGAAUUAAGAUAUUGGCACGUGUCAUUUUAGUGGUUUAAAUCCUCUUAUUUAUGGUUUUAACUCUGUAAGAAAAUUUUGAAAAGAAGAGAUGUUUGGAUGACAAAAAAAUGCCUUAUGGAAAAACGAAAGCAAAUUCUUUAUAGGGAAAAUAUGGGAAUUUGAUUACACAUAAAAGGUGAUGUUUAUUUAAAAAAAAAAAAAACUACAACAGCAACAAAAAGUCCUAGCCUCCAGUUGCCUUUUCCUUUCUUUAACUCCCUUUUUUGGUCAAUUACUAAACUGAUUGACUUUCAGCCUUUUUGGCUAGAUCCUGAGAGAGAGGCUAUUUUUCUUACUGAUACAUCAACAUCUUGAAAGAUAAAGAAAAAAAUCUAACAUAUGAAUGUGACUUACCAAUUUUUAUCAACUAAUUCCUUUUGUGAAUUAAAGGCAUGCAGGGAUUAACAAGGACUUCUGUUUACAGUGGAGUCUGAAACGGAAGAAAUGUCUUCACCCUGUGUGUCUGCUCCCGUCUCAGCCCACGCUCAGGUUACAUACGGGGAUGAUGUGGAAAUGGCAGUUGUCCAGGGGCGGGGGGUGCUUCUGUGCCCACAGGUCCCCAGGGGACAGUCCCCAGGCUGAGACGGGGGUGAGGGACCAGGGCUGGCCCUGAUCCACCUACCUGCUAACUCCUUUGUUUUUAAAUUGCAGACUUAAAAAUAAUCAUUUCUCACUUUGGAGAUGUAGAAAAAAAUCAUUCUCACAUGGGAUAAGAUUUUUUAACAAACAUGCACUAAUAUUACCUCCUUCUCCCAGCCUUCUGCUGUUCUCACCCCACCCACCACUGUAAAACAAACAAACAAAAAGUAUUAAGUCACAAAUUAAAGACCAGAAAAGACUUGCUUCUCCCCAGGAAAGAGACAUUCCCCCAAUCCCAUGUCCUGGUAGCGUGCCUACCGGGCAUUUCGGGCUCGUUUUCCACCGUGUGGACUUCCCACCUCCAGCUCCCAGGGCAGCUGACCACCUGCCAGCCCCUCUCUGGUUCCGGAAGGAGAUCUGACCCUUAGCACUGGCACAGGGGAGAUUUAAGAUCUAAAAUGGUCUCUGGGCUGCCAGGAGGACAUGCAGGAUUGCCCACCUGUGCUGUUCCACGGCUGUCCUCUCUGGGCCCUGGAGCCACUCCCCCCCCAGCACCAGAGGAUGCCAUUCAGGAAGGCUGGUGGCUGGUCUCGCUGCCCGGGGGAGGGCGGGCGGCGCGGUCGGGUGCAGGAGCAGGGUGCUUGCCCAGGUAGGUGCUUUCCCUCAAAUGGUGCCGGGCCCAGACCAGCCUUACAGGUCAGUAGACCAGACUCGACUUCGUGGGGUCGGUGAUUCUUUGUAACAGACGAGCUCUUGCUGACGAGACUUUGAGGCCCCAACGUGACCGCCCCCACCCCAGCUCCUGGCACAGGCCAUCCCGAGCGCACGUUGUCCCUGUUGCCUGCUGCACUGAUCAUGAAGCCACCGGCCGCUGCCAUCGUGCUCCCUCCUGACGGGGACCGUGAAGGAGGGAGCCACCAGGGGCCGGCAGCUGGCUCUGAACUUGUGCUCACUGUUGGUACUUACUUACUGCAUAAAUAUAAUUUAUCAUUUGUAUCAUGA